Molecule: messenger RNA, 405 nt
Organism: Alternaria ventricosa
Lineage: Eukaryota; Fungi; Ascomycota; Dothideomycetes; Pleosporales; Pleosporaceae
Exons: 2
Coding region: 1-405 (134 amino acids)
Source: RefSeq, a predicted model, not a curated record
AUGAGACAGUACAGCUACUACCUGUGGAUUGGUCAGAUCCUCAACAUGCUUGCGAUUUCGUCACUCAAAUUUUCCAUUUGCGCGUAUCUUCUCAACCUCAACUUCUCCCGGGUGUAUCUGGUAGUCGUAUGGGCGAGCAUCGUCAUGGUUACGACAUUCAACUUGGUGGUUCCGAUGAUGAGUGUAUUCUGUCGCACUCCGAUGGAGGCCAACUGGAACAAAGCCAUCGAGGGAAAAUGCUUCAUGUCUACAGGAAACGUUGGCCUCUCCUGGACACAGGGAGGAUCCAAUAUCAUCACAGAUCUCGUAUACGUUGUCGCACCGCUCAUCUACCUCUCUACCAUCCAGCUCCCGAGACGUACACAAUGGGGUCUUCGUGUUGUAUUCUGUCUUAGUCUAGGGUAA